AUGGACACUCCCAUUGAUACUGUCAAGGAAGCAAAGAGACAUACGCACACCUACAGCUUUUUUCGAGAGCCGUUAACCGCAUUAGAGGGUUUGAGUUCGUUAAUGACCGCUUUCUGCUUGAAGAACUUCACGGACAAUUAUGGGAAUAUUUUGACUUUGUUAGAAACCGUGGUUGAUACUCCUGCUUUGCAAACUUUGAUGCAAUUCUAUGAUCCUGAAAUGAGGUGUUUCACGUUCCAGGAUUACCUGUUGGCUCCGACAUUGGAAGAGUAUUCUAUCAUUCUUAAUCUCAGGGUAAAAGACGAAGUGCCAUUCAUCGACGUUCCUAAAGAAGUGAAUUUCAAGUUGAUCGCUGCUGCUCUUUAUUUGAGCAUAAAGGUAGUAUCUGAUAAUUGGAAGUCAAAUGGAGGUGUCUCGGGGUUCUCUUUGAAGUUCUUGGUGAGAAAAGCUAAAGAGGAAUUUGAGAAAAAGAAUUGGAAUGCGUAUAAAUCCAUUGCUUGCUACUCGGCCGCGGUACACAUCUUCAUAGGGAGGAAUCCUAUUCCCACAUUGUUGGCCGAUACAUAUUAUGCCAUUCAUUCUCGAUAUGAGAAAAGUGGUGGUGCCAUCACUUGUUGCCUUCAGUUGUUGUUCAUCUGGUUUCUCUCUUUGUUGCCCAGCAAAGGACCAUUCGUGAAGACAAAGGAUACACUCAAGUGGACACACAGGAUUAUGUCACUUACUUCUUACGAUAUUCAGUGGCAAAGGUACCGAAUUAAUGUUUCCGAGGUGAUAGUUGGGUGUGGGGAGUUUGACAAUGUUCCCUUGAUUGGUACUAGAAGUUGCAUCAAUUACAAUCUCGUGGUAUCCUUGCGUCAGUUGGGGUAUACUUUAAAGGACAAACCGGCAAAUCAUUUGGUAGCGGAGACGGUUUAUUUUGAGAAGGGGUCGGAUCCAGAAAAAUUGAAGAGGAUAAUUGUGGCUUGGAAGAAAAUCCGUAAGCAUUAUGGAGCCCAUCUAGGAAAGAAAUAA
Vicia villosa (hairy vetch) is the source of this 1011-nucleotide messenger RNA. RefSeq lists its product as uncharacterized. The record is from RefSeq and is a predicted model, not a curated record. Bases 1 to 1011 code for a protein of 336 amino acids. The transcript has 2 exons. NCBI's taxonomy places the organism in Eukaryota, Viridiplantae, Streptophyta, Magnoliopsida, Fabales, Fabaceae.